Molecule: messenger RNA, 1425 nt
Organism: Cariama cristata (Red-legged seriema)
Lineage: Eukaryota; Metazoa; Chordata; Aves; Cariamiformes; Cariamidae
Gene: GLCE
Product: glucuronic acid epimerase
Exons: 3
Biological process (GO): heparan sulfate proteoglycan biosynthetic process
Cellular component (GO): Golgi apparatus
Molecular function (GO): heparosan-N-sulfate-glucuronate 5-epimerase activity
Source: RefSeq, a predicted model, not a curated record
CAGUACGAUGGUUAUGACAGGUUUGAAUUCUCUCAUAGCUACUCCAAAGUAUACACACAGCGAGCACCUUACCACCCCGACGGGGUCUUCAUGUCCUUCGAGGGCUACAACGUAGAGGUUCGAGACAGAGUGAAGUGCAUAAGUGGUGUUGAAGGUGUGCCAUUAUCCACGCAGUGGGGCCCUCAAGGCUAUUUCUACCCCAUCCAGAUUGCACAGUAUGGGUUGAGUCACUACAGUAAAAACCUGACGGAGAAACCACCUCACAUCGAGGUGUACGAAACGGCCGAAGAGAAGGACAAAACCAGCAGGUCCGUGGACUGGACGGUGCCGAAAGGCUGCUCUCUCUCCACGGUAUCUGAUAAAGCCAAGUUCACUAGCGUCAAACACUUUGUUGCUCCAGAAAAUACCGAGGGGGUAUCUCUGCAGCUUGGGAACAGCCGAGAUUUUAUUAUUUCAUUUGAUCUCAAAUUCGUCACGAACGGGAGCAUUUCUGUGGUUCUGGAGACGACAGAGAAGAACCAGCUUUUCACCGUGCACUACGUCUCCAACACCCAGCUCAUCGCUUUUAAGGACCGAGACAUCUACUACGGCAUCGGUCCCAGGACUAGCUGGAGCACCCUCACCAGAGACCUGGUGACCGACCUGCGGAAAGGCGUCGGCCUCUCGAACACAAAAGCUGUGAAGCAGACCAAAAUCAUGCCCAAAAGAGUGGUGAGGCUGAUAGCGAAGGGAAGAGGCUUCCUCGAUAACGUCACCAUCUCGGCCACCGCUCACAUGGCGGCUUUUUUUGCUGCCAGCAACUGGCUGGUGAGGAACCAGGACGAGAGGGGCGGCUGGCCCAUCAUGGUGACGAGGAAGCUGGGGGAAGGCUUUAAGUCCUUGGACCCGGGCUGGUACUCGGCCAUGGCACAAGGACAGGCCAUCUCGACGCUGGUGCGGGCGUACCUGCUGACGAAGGACCACGUGUUCCUCAGCUCGGCCCUGCGGGCGACGGCACCGUACAAGCUGCCAUCGGAGCAGCGUGGGGUGAAAGCCGUCUUCAUGAACCGGCACGACUGGUAUGAGGAAUACCCGACCUCGCCCAGCUCCUUUGUGCUUAAUGGUUUCAUGUACUCCUUAAUCGGGCUGUAUGACUUAAAAGAAACAGCUGGGGAGAAGCUGGGGAAGGAGGCGCGGGUCCUCUACGAGCGGGGCAUGGAGUCCCUGAAGGCCAUGCUUCCCCUCUAUGACACCGGCUCAGGGACCAUCUACGACCUUCGGCACUUCAUGCUCGGCACUGCUCCCAACCUGGCCCGAUGGGACUAUCACACCACCCACAUCAACCAGCUCCAGCUCCUCAGCACGAUAGAUGAGUCCCCCAUCUUCAAAGAGUUCGUCAAGAGGUGGAAGAGCUACCUGCGAGGCGGCCGGGCAAAGCACAACUAG